AUGCUUUUCACAGUAUGCUUUGCCCAAGAGCGGCUGUGUCGGGUUGCGCUGAGAAGGCAGCAAGCUCAGGAAGAGGAACUGGGAAUCAGCCACCCAGUGCCCCUGCCCAGUGCCCCCGAGACAUUUGCUAAGAAGAACAGCGGUGGCAGCUCUUGUCUCUUGUCGGGAAGCAGCAGCCCUACGCACUCGACGAGUACAGCUGUGACGGCAGCUAGCGCACCGUCAGAGGGAUGGAUGCUCAUUCAGGACAUCCCUUCCAUCCCCAGCAGAGGGCACUUGGAGAGCACGUCUGAUUUGGUUGUGGACUCCACCUACUACAGCAGUUUUUACCAGCCGUCCCUGUAUCCUUACUAUAACAACCUGUACAACUACUCCCAGUACCAAGUGGCAGUGGCCAGUGAGCCUUCCUCGAGUGAGACGGGGGGUACGAUUGUAGGGUCGGCCAUGAAGAACAGCCUUCGAAGCCUCCCAGCGACGUACGUGCCAAGCCAGUCAGGAAAACAGUGGCAGGUGAAGGGCAUGGAGGGCCACCACGCCGUCAGCUCCCAGUACCACGUGUGCUCCUACUACCCCCCUGCAUCCUACCUGGGGCAGGGGGUCAGCGCUCCCACGUGCCUCCCCCAGAUCCUGACCUCUGAGGACAUCCACUCCUACUCGGAGUCGCAGGUGCAAAUCUGUGCCUUCCUCCAGCAGUCCAGCAGUUAUGCAGGCCCAGAGGUGUUUGAGAGACCUGUUUGGCUGUUUGGUGCGUUUGACCACGUUGUGGAGGAAUAUGUGAUGCUCCAGACCUGA
Messenger RNA from Opisthocomus hoazin, 792 nucleotides. The record is from RefSeq and is a predicted model, not a curated record. NCBI's taxonomy places the organism in Eukaryota, Metazoa, Chordata, Aves, Opisthocomiformes, Opisthocomidae.